This is a messenger RNA of Octopus bimaculoides (California two-spot octopus), 4622 nucleotides long. RefSeq names its product beta-hexosaminidase subunit beta. Gene Ontology annotation, biological process: carbohydrate metabolic process; ganglioside catabolic process; glycosaminoglycan metabolic process. The record is from RefSeq and is a predicted model, not a curated record. Lineage: Eukaryota; Metazoa; Mollusca; Cephalopoda; Octopoda; Octopodidae. Gene Ontology annotation, cellular component: membrane; lysosome. Gene Ontology annotation, molecular function: beta-N-acetylhexosaminidase activity.
UCUCAGACGUAACUGUGUGGUAAAAAUUAUGAUUGAAUAAAAAAAAGAGAAGAAAUACUGGUGAUGAUGCUGAUGAUAAUGACGAAGACGACGACGACGAUGACGAGGUGGAUGAGGAGGAGACUGAUGAUUAAGAGUAAAGCAAAUAUGGUAGCUGCUGCUUCUGUUCGGCACUGCUGCUGCUAGAAUCUCAAUUAUCUCAGCUAAAAGCUCGUUUCUCCUCUGUAUUAUGGCGACAAGUAGCAGCAGUCGAUGACAGUAGAGCACUACCAGUAGUCAACAUUGUUCUCACAGGGCCCCAUCAUCAGUUUGAUGCUUUCUAAAUCCACUUACAUGACAUAUGCUACCUGCUUCACUAUCUCGGAUUAGUCGUAUUACUUUGACACUUCAGCAAAACCGGGAAUUCAUAGAGACACAUCCAGUGUUCACUGGUGUGUUAUUUCCCUGACCUUUUAUUUCACGAUGUCUAUUGUUCAGCCGCCAAGUUCAUUUCACAAAGUUAUGUAAACAACAGUAUUAUUUCUCUAUAUGAAUCUAUGACCAAGCCGAUCUGUUGUAUCAUUUCAUUUUCCGUGCAUAAUACAACAGCUGGCCAAACGUCUCCUCCACUGUACAUAGUUACUCCUUGCUCCAUCAACAUCAUGAUGGAAACAUAACACUAUGAUGAUUAAAGUCUAGGCUCAGAAGCCAUUUCAGUCAACUAGAGUUUUGUGAAGGAAACUUGCAAUUUUGGCCUGAAGCAAAACGCACAAGGCUCGAAAUUUUUGGAGAGGGGGCCAGUCGACUAGAUCAACCCCAGUAUGCAACUGGUACUUAAUUUAUCGACCCCGAAAAGAUGAAAGGCAAAGUCGACCUCGGCGGAAUUUGAACUCAGAACGUAAAAACAGACGAAAUACCACUGAGCAUUUCGCCUGGCGUGCUAACGUUUCUGCCAGUUCGCUGCCGUAACUGAAACAAAAAUAUUGAGAUACACAUCUUUACAUCUCUUUCAUGCUACUCGUGAAAACCCUGCUCUUGCACAAAGUGCUCCAUCAAUCCAUGUAAAAGAAUUGUGUUCUUGAUUCUGUAUUACCUCCGUUUUGUUGACUUAAGGAUUUUCAACGUUUGCCUCUCCUUGCUACAGAAUUCUGACAUGGUUGCGGAAUGGAGUUGUUCAAGCUAUUUUUAUUUGCUGUUCUCUCUGCAUUCAGUGAAGCUUUCCAAAAGCCUCCUACCGUCCUGAUUCACAAGGCCAAUAAUUUAGAAAACUCAUGGAAAAAUUCACAAGUAAACUUAAGUCAAAACCAUUGGGCACCCAACAUAAAAUAUCAUGCAAGACUCGGUGAUCAGGCAAAUGGAGCUGCUGCUGCCAACCAGGCUGCAGAAGUUUCAUUAGAUGUCCUAAAAGAUACAUUGAAAUCUAGUCAUAGAGUUGCAAAUGCUGAUGAAAAUGUUAAAAAUAAUGGUAUUAACCAUAAAGCAUUCAACAAUAAGAUUCCUAGCCUUGAAAUCAACAUUCCAGUGAAUCGAGAACAACAGCCUUCACACAAUGAUUUUGCAGACAAGGAACACUUAAACCAAGAAGAAUCCCAUGGAAAAAGUCGUAUUGUUUGGGAUUGGCAUGAUUUUUCAAUCAAUAUGGAAGAUUAUGUUGUUCCAGAACAAAAAGUACGUCGAUCACCUAUUAGUACAUCGGGUGAACCUUGGCCAUUACCACAAUAUUACAUCAAGAAACCUAAGGUUCUCCAAUUUUCUCCAAAUUUUAAAUUUGUUUAUUUAAAGCAUAGCUGUGAUAUCAUAGACCAUGCCAUCACACGUUACCGAAAGUACAUUCUUCAAGAUUCAUUACCAGAUCUAUUUUAUAAUAAUCUGAAGAAUGCACAUGGGUUUCAUUUCGAAGAAUCAAUUAAUAAAUAUGAAAGCAAAAUAUACAAGAAUGCUCCUGUCAUAACAACCUUUCAGAUUGACAUUCACACUCCUUGUGAAGGCUUAUAUCCUUCAGAUAAAACAGAGGAGUCUUAUGAUUUGGUUAUUAAAGAAUCUGGUUGCUAUCUGUCUGCCAAGCAAGUAUGGGGAGCCCUGCGUGGCCUGGAGACACUUAGCCAAUUAAUUGUAAAAAGUCCAGAUGGUGAUUUGUAUAUUAAAGAUGUUGUUAUUGGUGACUAUCCUCGCUUUACGCAUCGAGGGGUCAUGAUUGACACUUCCCGGCAUUACCUGUACAAGGAUAUUAUUUUUGAUGUGCUGGAAGGAAUGGCACAGAACAAGAUGAAUGUCCUUCACUGGCACAUGGUUGAUGAUCAGUCAUUCCCUUAUGAAAGCAAAGUUUUCCCAGAACUUAGUGAGAAAGGUGCUUACCACCCAUCUAUGGUCUACAACCAUAAAGUAAUUAGUGAAAUCAUUCAAUUUGCUCGUUUACGAGGCAUACGCAUUGUUCCAGAAUUUGAUAAUCCAGGGCAUACAUAUUCUUGGGGUCUUGGCCGACCUGACUUACUAACUCAAUGCUAUGAGAGAAGUCGGCCAGUGAAUGGCUAUCUGGGACCAAUCAACCCUACUAAAAACAUGAGUUAUACAUUCCUGAAAAAGUUACUUAAUGAAGUUUUACAUGUUUUCAAAGACAAAUACAUUCACCUCGGUGGAGAUGAAGUGCCAUUGACUUGUUGGCAAUCAAACCCUGAAGUAGUUCGCUUUGCUGCUCAUCUAACUGGCUCUAAUAUAGCAGAAGACACAGAUGUCCAUAAAGUUUUGGAAUACUAUGAAAGAAGAGUUAUUAAUGACCUAGCAAAAAUUGGUAAAAGAAGACCAGAAGGAGUUCGCGUAGUUCUCUGGCAAGAGGUUCUUAAUAAUAACUUCCAGCUUCCAAACGAUACAAUCAUUCAGAUUUGGCAAGGUGAUAUGUUUGAUGUUGAGCGAGCAGCAAAACGAGGUCAUCAAAUUGUAUAUUCUACUUGUUGGUAUUUGGAUCUCAUUGAAUAUGGCAUAAAAUGGCCAAAAUAUUACACAUGUGACCCUGCUGAUACUAGUGGCGGUUAUGACUUUGAAGAGUCCGAUGUCCUUGGUGGUGAAGCCUGUCUCUGGUCUGAAUAUAUUGACAAUGAAGAAAUUAUGACACGUUUAUGGCCUGCUGCUUCUGCAACAGCUGAACGUUUAUGGAGUAGUAAAGAUGUAAAAGAUAUUGACAAAGCUGGUCAGCGACUUUAUGAGCACAGAUGCCGUAUGCUAAGUCGUGGUCUACGUGUUGGUCAGAUUAAUGGGCCUGACUACUGUCCUCGUCAUGGGCGCAUGCGAGAAUAUGAUCGGCCAAUUGUACAGGAACAUGACUGUGAAGGCUGUUCAAAACCGGUUGAUGCUGAUGGUUUGACAUUUGUGGCAGUGUUUAUUGUUGCUGCUUUGCUCGGAGGAGUUCUAGUACAAUAUUCUCACAAUGGUGGCUUGGUUGGCAAUUUAAAGGCUUGUCGCAGUCGGACUAUCAUGUUCACCUUUAUGUUGUUGUUACUACUCUAUGUCAUGUGUUACACAACUAUCUGGGUACACAUUAUGGAUCUAAAACGCAUUUAUCCUUGGCGUCAGAAAAUCAUGUAAAUUCACCUCCCUCCCAACUAUCCCUUCAAUGCAGAAACAUCUACCAUGAUAAUUCCAAACUUUACUAUUUCCGGUUUUACAUGGAAUAAUUUUUUGGAAUGUGUUAUAAACAUUCAUUUUUUUUUCUUUUCUUAGGCCUCAUUGAUGAAGUUUUUCAUCUGUGGAUUGUAUUUUCCCGUUACAGGGAAAAACGGAUAUAAUUCAAUGUCUUCAUUUAUUUAGGCUUUGAUGAGAUAUUUGAGGAGGACAUAAAAGAAAAAAUAAAGAAAAGAAAAGAACUUUCAUGGAAAAAAAAUUAUUAAAACAAUGUUUCCUUAUAUGGAAACAUACUAGAAAUGAAAGUAAAGAAAUAAUUUAUUCUUUCAUUUUUUUUUUUAACUUGAGAACUCUAGAAAAAAAUUAUUGAAGGUUAUAUACAUUUUUUUAAAAUUAACAACCCCACAUUGUAAAGCUUGAAUGUUUGAUGCAUGGAGAUAAUCUUCAGUUCAGUUAUUCAUAAAUAUCUAGAAUAAGAGAAAAAUCUGUCACUGUCUAUUUCCAUACUACAACGUACAAUUCUUCGAUACUGUUUUUUUCAUUUUGUUUUUAUUCUUAUAAGUUACCAGAUUUUGUCUUGUUAUAAACAUAAAAGCUAAUAAAUGCAAGAUAUUUUUUUAAUUCUUAAAUCAACAAUUAAUUUUAAAGUCAUUAUUGCCUUUUCAAUAUUGUUUAGAUUCUGUCAUCAUAGAAAAGACAAAAGUUCAUUUCAAAGGUAUCUCUUUCCACUGAUUACCUUUUAAAUACUUAAAUACUUCUUUCAAAAAUCUGUUGAAAAUUGAUAACUUUUGUGAUAUUGUCCCAUUUAUCUUGGACUUCAUAAAAGUUUAGUUUUGUAAACUACAUGACUUACAUUGACAACUUGCCAAUGCUGUUGCCACCUGUGCAAUAGAUGCUUGCAGUUUCACUUUCAAGUUAGUAGCUUGCUUCCCCUGUCUUCAAAGAACACUUAGUUGACUUUUAUUUUGUAUUAGGUAAAAAAAAAAUGUCUACUGUGUAGUUUAAACACUGUCAAUAGUUCAUUGUAA